GCCCAUAUUAGUCCGUUCCCGUAGUUACAAAAUGGCGCAUUGAGUUUUAAACACUGUUUAUGUUUUGUUUAUCUUAAUUUUUUACAUCUUUAGAUCUGGUUUUAGUUAGCUUAAUAAUAAUCUGAAGUAGACAAACAUGUCCGGAACAAGUGUGGUACCUUUCCAGCCAAAGCGCAAAAGUGAAACUCGUCCUGCCAUAGAUACAUUUAACGAAAUAAUUCCGCCAAUGGAUUACUCAUUUUGCCGUUUUGAAAAUAUAAAAGAUGCUGAAGAAGAGGAACCAAGGCCCAAUCUGUCACCCAGGGGUAAGGGCAAGCAGAAGCCCCCAGAGGAAGGAGCCAAGUAUACAGGACGCUGCCUCAAAUUCAACAACAACAGCAUCACCAACCUCCAGUCCCUGACAGAGUUCGCCAAAGUGAAGUUUGCCAACUGGCAGGAGAUUGCUUGGCUUGACCUUUCGCACAAUGAACUCACAAAGAUUGGUCCAGAGUUCACAGAGUUUGAGCACCUUCAGAUCCUAUAUCUCCAUGGUAACCAGAUAUCGGACCCAGGCCAGAUUGAGCAGCUAGUGCCCAUUCACACACUGAGGAAGCUCACACUGCAUGGCAACCCCAUGGAAACCAUGAAGGGCUAUCGUUGGUUUGUACUGUCCAAGCUGCCGCAGGUUAUGGUCCUGGAUUUCAGCAGUGUCACUAAGGCUGACCGUAUGACUACGGGCACUUGGACAAAAAUGAACAGUUGGGGGCAGAAAAAGAAGCAGAAAGUUGAAGAUGAUGAAUAAUAAGCUUGUCUGUAAACUCUGGUUGCAUCUUGGUGUAGAGCUGUUUCAUAAUCUGAAGUAUUAAAUCUUUUUUUACUUUGAUGAAUGAAAAAAGCUUGUUAAAUUGCAUUUUAAUCAUUUAUUUUUAUAUAUUAUAUUGGUAGGCAUUGGUUGAUCAUGAAUAUUAAAAGUUUACAAAAAGACGUUGUAUUUCUGUAUAUAUUUUCACAUGGUUAUUAUUCUAAUCAGGUUAAGUAGUUGUAUUUUCAAGGCUAGAUAGCAGUUAUGUAAGCAGAUGCUGAGUCUUCUCCUUUGUCAGAGACGCAUCAGCUGUUUGCAUUUGAAAAUAUUUUGCAUAUUGAAAUCACUUUCAUCUUUGUCAAAACUAUUCUGGUUAACAGUUAUUGAUAAUAGCUGUUGAAGCCUGAAUACUUAUUUAUAUAAGUAUUACUUUUGUCCAAGAAAAUGUUACAAGACAACUUGUUUAGAACCAAGCUAACAAGCAGUCCUGGUUCUUGCAUUCAUGUGCGUUUUGUUUUUUUGGGGGGUAAAGUUAAAAAGUUGAUAAGCAAUGCAGCAUUUACACGAGUAUUUGUUUUUGUAACUGGUAAUGUGUGGGAUUAUGUACUUCAUGAUGAUUUGAAUAAAAGUUUUAAAUUCCGAUGACUGUCCAAAUAGUUUACUGUAAAAAUUUAAUUGUUGGUUUAUUUGUUUUAUUUUUUAACAACAAAUGGUUUUUAAACUGUAAAAGUUAUUGAACAUUUUGUAGUCUGAAGGGAUUUGAUGAUUUUCAUACUGUGUUGUCAAAGAAUCUGUGUUUGUGAAUAGUAACUGUUUUUUGUAUUGUUUUUUUUACCAGUUACUUAGUUUUGUGUUGUACAUUCUUUUGUUCCUAUGUUUUACUACAAAAAAUGGAUAUAAACAAGUGUCAUAAACUACAAUUCAAUGUGAUGAAUAGUUUUAUUUCAGUUUUUUUGUCAUUUUAGUAGUUUAGGAUUUCAUUAUGUCUGUGAUAAGAAAUAUGCAUUGGCAGGUUUCAGAACUUUUUUGUGUACAUGUACAGUUUUAGUUAAACAUCUGGGUUCCAGUUUCAGUAUUGAUAUUUUAAUGUACAAUGUUUUAAAGUGUUUUAUUAGCUCACCUGCACAUAACGUGCUGAAGGAUAGCUAUUGUGAUCACCCUAUGUUUUCAUUAUGCGAUGUUCCGUUUGCAUCAUCAACAGUUAGCUAUUAACCACUCUAAAGGCCAUCUAAUCUUUAUGAAACUUGUUCAGAAUGUUAACCACUGCAAUAUCUAGACUGAGAGGAAUCUGAGUCAAUUGCAACUUAAAACAAGGUCACGAGGUCAAAUCGUAGAAACAGCUUGUUACCUUUCUAGAGGCCAUAAUUAUGACUCAAUCUUGUUGCAAUUUUAUCAUAAUGUUUAUUUUGUCAAUAUCUAAGCCAAUUUUGAACUUAAAUCAUGUACUUCAAAAACUAGAUCUCCAGGUAAAAUCUUAUGAAAAACUGGUAACCAAACAUGUGGCCACAUGUAUGACUCAAUCUUGGGUCAAGUGAGUAACAAAAUAAAAUCAGUCAUAAGGUAAAAACUUAUAAAAAAAAUUCUUACCCCUCAUUUAAGAAAACAUUUAAGAUUCAAUCUAGACGAAAGUAGUUCAUAGUGUUUAUUUUGACCAUAUCAAGGCCAAAUUAGAAUCUCUGUCAGGUGCGACAAGAAUCUAAGUCACCUCAUCCACUCUUAAAAAAACUAGAGGCCACAUUAUGACUCAGUCAUCAUGAAACUUGGUCAGAACUUGCAUCUUGAAUAUAUAUAUUCUGUGUCUAAAUCUAGGUCAAAGGAGGUCAAAAACUAGAUCACCAGGUCAGGUUUUCAACAAUUGGUGUUCGUUAACUCAUGUGAGCAAUUAAGGGCAAUGAUGGCCCUCUUGUUUUAAAAGAUAUCAUUUGGAGACAGCCCAAUUAAUAGUAUAAAGGCAUUAAAAUCUAUUAUUAGUGUAGUACAAUUUCUCAAAUGUUAAGUCAUUUUUCCAUAUAAAUAAUUAGUUAGCUGUGGAACACUGCUUUUUUGUAGCAUUUUCCAGUGAACUAAGCUUUAUUUUGCAUUAUUUUAUUGUGUUAAGGCAAGAAAAUUAUAGCGAAAUAUUUGUUGAUUAUGUUUUUCGUACUUGUACUCUUAACAUUAAAAUUCAUGAUUAAAUGCAGUUCUAUUUAACACAUCUGCAUUAUUUUUUUAUGCUUAAUAAUCUCUUUCAUAUACCUGUAGUUUUUGUAAGUUCACAUAAUGAAACUUCGAUGAGGUAUUCCUAAUAUAAAGAACUCCAAUGUGUUAGAAGAUCUAAAAGUGUUUUAAAUAUUGUUAUAAACAUGUUUGCACCUUUGAAACUGCUUGUAGAUUGAAGGUACAGCAUAAGUUUGUGUUUGAUCAUGAGCACUCUUCAGUGAAUAAUCAGGAUCAAAAUUCAAGUUCUUUUAGAAAUAUAUGUAUACAUUCCGUUGUUUAUGAUUACCUUUUUAUCAUAGAAUAAAUCAUUGAAAUAUAA
Molecule: messenger RNA, 3299 nt
Organism: Dreissena polymorpha
Lineage: Eukaryota; Metazoa; Mollusca; Bivalvia; Myida; Dreissenidae
Product: leucine-rich repeat-containing protein 51-like
Exons: 5
Coding region: 137-781 (214 amino acids)
Molecular function (GO): protein binding
Source: RefSeq, a predicted model, not a curated record